GGGUAGAUAUGGUGGAAUGGUAGUAUGUUGGAUUCUUGGGCUUGGAUGCCUUGUCUCGUGGAACAACAUGUUGACUAUCGGAGAUUACUAUUAUGAUCAGUUCCCUUUAGGUUCAGCAACAUCAGGGAAAGGAGACAUUGGAAAUUAUACUGGUAUAUGCAUCAUUGUAGCUACUUUGGGAGUUGCAGAUGGCCAUGUUCAAGGAGGGAUGGUUGGAGACCUAUCCUUCAUGUGCCCUCCGUUCAUCCAAUCAUUCCAAGCUGGUUUGGCUGCAUCAGGGGCUCUCACAUCAGCAUUGAGACUAAUGACAAAAGCAGCCUUUGAAAGAACUGAUAAUAGCCUUUCCAAGGGAGCCAUGUUGUUUCUAGCAAUCUCAACAUUCUUUGAGUUUCUAUGCAUAUUUCUAUAUGCAUUAUCGAAAACUGUUACGGCAGAUCUUGCUGCUGCUGGCAUCCGAAUAGAAGCACCAACCCAUGGAGUUGAAGAUGAUGAUGAACAAGAGAGAUUUAGCAACAAGCAAUUGUUCACUCAGAAUAUAGAUUAUGCACUGGAUUUGUAUUUGACAUAUGUCCUGACUUUUGUAGUCUUUCCUGGGUUUGUCUCCGAAAACACUGGAUCACACCACCAUUUAGGCUCAUGGUAUGCACUAGUGUUGUUAGCAAUGUACAAUGUAUGGAAUCUGAUGUCAAGAUGCAUUCCUCUAUGGGAAAGCGUCAAGAUAAAAUCUCGAAAGGGACCAAUGAUUGCAACACUGUCUCCUUUCUUGCUCAUACCUGCAUUCUACUUCACUGCAAAGUAUGGUGGUGCGGGACAGAUGAUAAUGCUCACAUCCUUCUUAGGACUAACAAGUGGUUAUCUUACUGUCUGUGUCUUCACAGAAGCUCCAAAAGGUUACAAGGGUCCUGAGAAAAACGCAUUAGGUAAUUUGCUAGUGUUAUGUCUUCUUGGCGGUAUAGUUUCAGGUGUAGCUCUUGAUUGUUUGUGGCUUAUUGGUAGUAAUCAAAGGUUAUGA
This is a messenger RNA of Camellia sinensis, 1012 nucleotides long. NCBI's taxonomy places the organism in Eukaryota, Viridiplantae, Streptophyta, Magnoliopsida, Ericales, Theaceae. The record is from RefSeq and is a predicted model, not a curated record.